AUGAAUGAAAGAAAUCAAUCUAAAGCAUGUGAUUUGUUAGUGAUGAAGUCUGAUAAUAUUUUGCAAGAUAGGAUUGGUCCAUUGCCUGAUGAACUUCUCAUUCACAUUAUAUCUUACUUGCCAUUGGGGCUAGCUGUGGGUACUAGUGCGAUUUCCAGGAGGUGGAGGAAUUUGUGGAUGAAAAAUUCGUCGAAUUUAAGGUUUGAUGCCUACAAAGUGUUUGGCCAAGAGCUCAGUUACGCAGAGCAACGUUUGAAAUCACUUCAGUUUGUUAGAUUGGUGGAUGGAGCUCUUGAACAGUUGGCGUCGCCUUUGAUUAGUGUUUCUUCGUUUUCGGGUUAUUAUGAAUUGCUUGGGGAUUUUGUUUCUCAUGUUGAUCUUUGGGUCAUGUUUUCUCUUCAGAAAAACAUGCGAAUCCUUAUUAGUGGCGAAUCUUGA
Beta vulgaris subsp. vulgaris (sugar beet) is the source of this 438-nucleotide messenger RNA. RefSeq names its product F-box/FBD/LRR-repeat protein At2g04230-like. The record is from RefSeq and is a predicted model, not a curated record. The transcript has a single exon. Lineage: Eukaryota; Viridiplantae; Streptophyta; Magnoliopsida; Caryophyllales; Amaranthaceae. Bases 1 to 438 code for a protein of 145 amino acids. Gene Ontology annotation, molecular function: protein binding.